Messenger RNA from Opisthorchis viverrini, 204 nucleotides. RefSeq lists its product as hypothetical. Lineage: Eukaryota; Metazoa; Platyhelminthes; Trematoda; Opisthorchiida; Opisthorchiidae. The coding region runs from base 1 to 204 and encodes 67 amino acids. The record is from RefSeq and is a predicted model, not a curated record. The transcript is spliced from 3 exons.
AUGCCCUGGAAGUUUGUGAACAUAAUAAGCUCCCGAUAUUCUCGCACUUCCAGAGGCCCAACUGAAUGUGCUGCACCAGGCCGCCUCAUGUUUUGGUCGCUACGACAUUCGAGAUAUCGUGCAACUGAAUGUGCGGCACCAGGCCCCCUCAUGGUUCAGUCGCUACGAUAUUCGAGAUGUCGCGAUAAAUGUGCAUCUUCGUAA